Penicillium hordei is the source of this 276-nucleotide messenger RNA. RefSeq lists its product as uncharacterized. NCBI's taxonomy places the organism in Eukaryota, Fungi, Ascomycota, Eurotiomycetes, Eurotiales, Aspergillaceae. The record is from RefSeq and is a predicted model, not a curated record. Bases 1 to 276 code for a protein of 91 amino acids. The transcript has a single exon.
AUGCUGCCAAAAACUGAACGCCUGUUUCGUCGGGGCGUUCCGGCCUUGAGUAAUACUACCGAGACCGUGCCUUUGGGCAACAAAGAGAACCUGCCCUCGGGAAACAAAGAACACACCCCUCAGUCCACCCCAAAGGUGGGCCAACCGCCGUUGAGCCCCCGUUCCAUCGAGAGAUGGCUUGAGAACGUGACUCCCCCUGUUUAUGGGUCUCCCAUCAACAGGGUGCGACUCAAAGUCGACAAUAUCGACAUCCACAUCGACAUCUCCAAAAUCUAG